AUGCCCGCUAAUCCUCUUGAAAGGGAGGAACGCCUUCGGGCGUGGGACACAUGUGGUGCAUGGCUGUCGUCAGCUCGUGCCACUGCCGGUGAUAAGCCGGAGGAAGGUGAGGAUAACGUCAAGUCAUCAUGCUCCGGAUACCCUGGGCGACACGCGUGCUACAAUGGCCGGGACAAAGGGUCGCGAUCCCGCGAGGGUGAGCUAACCCCAAAAACCCGGCCUCAGUUCGGAUUGCAGGCUGCAACUCGCCUGCAUGAAGUCGGAAUCGCUAGUAACCGCCGGUCAGCCAUACGGCGGUGA
Molecule: messenger RNA, 300 nt
Organism: Striga hermonthica
Lineage: Eukaryota; Viridiplantae; Streptophyta; Magnoliopsida; Lamiales; Orobanchaceae
Source: the annotation of a GenBank genome assembly